CAUGAGCAGAUUCUUCUUCGCUGCUGCGCAUCAUAACCAGACUCUGACCGAAAUCAAAGGAGCUUUCAGGCUUACUUUUAAUCGCUUAAUGUUUACAGAGAAUAGUAAUUCAUCGAUUUAUUCUUGAGGGAGUAAAAGUAACAUCGUUUCACUUCAUUUUGAGGCCUUGAAGUUUUUCAAGUGACCAAAGACUCAACAGCUUUAUUUUUUUUAACUGGGAUUGAUUCCUUUGACGCAUGACGCCAAACCCAAACAAAACAUUUUGAGUCAUUUUACCUCAUUUUUUAACAUUACUUGAAUGAUUUAAGGAAUUGUCGAGAAUGGACGAGAAGGUAUUCACGAAAGAACUGGACCAAUGGAUCGAGCAGCUAAACGAGUGCAAGCAACUGUCGGAAAACCAAGUGAAAAUCUUAUGCGAGAAGGCUAAAGAAAUUUUAUCCAAAGAGUCAAACGUUCAGGAGGUGCGUUGCCCGGUCACAGUGUGUGGAGAUGUACAUGGCCAAUUUCACGAUCUUAUGGAACUGUUUAAGAUCGGGGGUAAAUCACCAGAUACCAAUUACCUAUUCAUGGGAGACUAUGUGGAUAGAGGGUACUAUUCAGUAGAGACAGUCACACUGCUGGUGUCUUUAAAGGUUCGAUAUCGAGAGAGAAUCACCAUCCUCCGUGGAAAUCAUGAAAGUAGACAGAUCACACAAGUGUAUGGCUUUUAUGACGAGUGCCUUAGAAAAUACGGAAAUGCAAAUGUUUGGAAAUAUUUCACAGACCUCUUUGACUACCUCCCUCUUACAGCCCUCGUAGACACACAGAUUUUCUGUCUCCACGGAGGAUUGUCACCUUCCAUUGACACGCUGGAUCACAUCCGCGCAUUGGACCGUAUCCAAGAAGUUCCGCAUGAGGGUCCCAUGUGUGACUUGCUGUGGUCAGAUCCAGAUGACCGCGGAGGCUGGGGGAUUUCCCCCAGGGGGGCUGGGUACACAUUUGGCCAGGACAUCUCAGAAACAUUUAACCAUGCCAACUGCUUGACUCUGGUCUCACGAGCUCACCAGUUAGUGAUGGAGGGUUAUAACUGGUGUCAUGAACGUAAUGUUGUAACCAUCUUCAGUGCACCUAAUUAUUGCUACCGAUGUGGUAACCAGGCUGCCAUCAUGGAACUCGAUGACACGCUUAAGUAUUCCUUUUUACAGUUUGACCCUGCACCACGCAGAGGAGAGCCUCACGUUACUCGUCGCACUCCAGAUUAUUUCCUGUAAAAUGGGAAGGCUUUUUAAAAAUUACAGUAUUGCAGCACUAUCUGACCAGUGGACAAUGAUUAUUCAAAGAAGACAUGCUCAUCUGUUCAAUCUGUUCAAUCCAUCACAAACCCCUUUCCUUGGACCAAAACGUGCCCUAUCUAUACUGCAAUAAGAUUGAUGCAGUCUUCUCAACAAACACAAUAAUGUAACAGUACUCGUUCAUCUGCAUCAUGUACUUUUCUCUCUUAUGUACUAUAAAGCUGUUGUGUUUUUGAUCAGCAUAUAAGGGUUUCUUCUGACUAACGGGUUUAUGUGCAGUCUUCUACAACGCUGUGUUUUGGAUACUCUAAAUGCUUACAAGUGGAUAAUGUUCAAGUUGUGAUGAGCUUAAAAUAGUGCUGUGUAUUAUAGCUGCAUUUUCAUGCUGCAUGGCCUCGGGUACACAAUGAGCUGUCAUCGGGCACAUUUCCGACUGCGGUUUAAAACGAUCGCCUACUGCAAUGUUUGUUACAGGUGGGUAUGAGAUACUUUAGUUUUAGUCCCUUUUCAAUGUCUUUUAAGCACUUUUUUCAAUGCAGUAUUUGUUAUUGUUCUUAGUUUACACAGCAGUGGUUUUGUUUUUGCUUUUGUAUGUCACUGCAUUAUUUCCCAAUUUGUAAACGAGAGCACAAUUAAAUAGGGAUUUGAACGGCAAUAAAGACUCUUGUUAUUUAUCUA
Molecule: messenger RNA, 1949 nt
Organism: Carassius auratus (goldfish)
Lineage: Eukaryota; Metazoa; Chordata; Actinopteri; Cypriniformes; Cyprinidae
Product: serine/threonine-protein phosphatase 2A catalytic subunit alpha isoform
Exons: 7
Coding region: 321-1250 (309 amino acids)
Molecular function (GO): protein serine/threonine phosphatase activity
Source: RefSeq, a predicted model, not a curated record